Panthera uncia (snow leopard) is the source of this 1074-nucleotide messenger RNA. RefSeq names its product VENT homeobox (gene VENTX). The record is from RefSeq and is a predicted model, not a curated record. Lineage: Eukaryota; Metazoa; Chordata; Mammalia; Carnivora; Felidae. Gene Ontology annotation, molecular function: DNA-binding transcription factor activity, RNA polymerase II-specific; RNA polymerase II cis-regulatory region sequence-specific DNA binding. Gene Ontology annotation, biological process: regulation of transcription by RNA polymerase II. The coding region runs from base 229 to 1074 and encodes 281 amino acids. The transcript is spliced from 3 exons.
GUGGGGGGAGGAGAUGAAAAGAUGUGACAAGUCCCCAACCUGCACCACUUCCCAAACUGGUGGACACAGCCCCGCCCCUGCCCAGACAUCUCGGAGCCGGGGGAGGUGUGAAUGGCCUUCUUUGUGCCUCUGAAUUGGAAGCAAUUAGGUGCUACUUAUCUGGGCUGGGGGGAGGAUUGGAGCGGUCUUUGCAAACCUGCUUGCCACUCCCUCCUCCUGAGCUCAUAAAUGCAGCUCAGCCCUGCUAAACCCUCGGAGGACCCUGCGCCUCACCUCCACAGUCUGUCCCCUACAGCCAUGUCUCCUUCCUCUACCCUGCCCAGUGGCUUCAAGCCGUCCAGCUUUGGCUCAGUGGACUGGCUUUCCCGGAGCAGCCACGUGGGGCCGGCACACACCAUCAGGCCCGCUGAACUAUCCUGGGGGAGCCUGUGUGCUCCAGCCAGGGUAUCCAGCAGCGGGGAGCUCCCCCAGACCGUGGGCGUGGAGGAGGUGAAGCCCUCGGAAGUGUCUGCGCCAGGGACACCUGCAGCUGGGGUGAGGAAGGAGGCCGACAGCGGGCGGGUGCCCCGGGUCCGCACGGCCUUCACGGCGGAGCAGGUCAGCACCCUGGAGAGCGCCUUCCAGCACCAACGCUACCUGGGCCCCCUGGAGCGCCGGAAGCUGGCCCGGGAGAUGCGGCUCUCCGAAGUGCAGAUAAAAACCUGGUUUCAGAACCGCCGCAUGAAGCACAAGCAUCAGCUCCAGGACUCUCAGCUGAGCUGCCCUUUCUCCAGAACGCUCUAUACGCCAGUGGCUUUCUGCCCGCCACUCUCUGCCCUGGCCAGUAGCUUACCGCCACUGUACCCUUGGGCUUCCCCGCUUGGGCCUCCGGCUCUGGGAUGGCCCCCUGGCUCCUUCUGGGACCGCUGCCAAGUGGAACAAGCCUCCCUGGCCUUGACGUGGGCCUCGUGCAGCAGACAGCCUCCAGUGUGCUGCCUCCCAGACCCUGGGGGCCUGGUGCACACACUGGGCCCAGCUUUGUCCAGGGGUCCCUGGGGCCUGUGUGCCUUGCCCCAGACCAAGGAUGCCGUCUGA